UAGCGACGAGCGCGAGCAUGGCCGACGUGGACUACUACGAGACGCUGGGCAUCCAGAAGACGGCCACGGAGGACGAGAUCAAGCGCGCCUACCGCAAGCUGGCCAUCCGCUACCACCCAGACAAGAACCUGGACAGCAAAGAGGAGGCUGAAGUCAAGUUCAAGGAGAUCGGAGAGGCGUACUCGGUGCUGUCCGAUGCAGACAAGAGGCGUCAGUACGACCGCUUUGGCAAGGCGGGGGUGGGUGGAGCGGCUGGAGGCGGCGGCGCCGGCCCCGGUAUGCACCCGUUCCAGGGACAGGAUGCGGAGGAGAUCUUCCGCACGUUCUUCGGCGGCCAGGACCCGUUCUCCAUGUUCUUCCAGGAAGGAAUGCGCGGAGGCGGAGGCAUGCACAACUUUGGGGGAUCGCGCGUGCACGUCUCGCAGUUCGGACCGGGGUUCACCUUCACGUCCUUCGGUGGCGCUCCCGGUAUGGGCAUGCCGGGCAUGCGCAUGCACCGCGUGAACCAGAGGCAGCGUGCGCCGGGUGGACCGAACGUUGCUGGCGACAACCGACCGCAGGCCAAUGGCCGCCUCUCGCAGUACCGGAUUGGCGGCGGCAACUUGCUGCUGAUCUUCUUCCUGCUGUGGAUCAUGGGCGUGCCCUUCAGCUACCUCUGGAUAGCGCUCAUGCUAUUCAGCUACCUCGGACUCGUCUAAACAACAGCAGCGGAAGGUUACGCUUCCUAUUGGCGCAGUCAGUCAAGUUGAUCGACGUUGAGCUGAUACGAAGGUGCGGAAGGGUAUCCAAGCACCAAUCGGCCGUGCAUGGUCGAGCAUAGCUACAGUAGUUGAUCGAGC
This is a messenger RNA of Phytophthora sojae, 839 nucleotides long. RefSeq lists its product as hypothetical. The record is from RefSeq and is a predicted model, not a curated record. The transcript is spliced from 4 exons. Lineage: Eukaryota; Oomycota; Peronosporomycetes; Peronosporales; Peronosporaceae. Gene Ontology annotation, molecular function: Hsp70 protein binding. The coding region runs from base 18 to 698 and encodes 226 amino acids.